Molecule: messenger RNA, 1146 nt
Organism: Acanthosepion pharaonis
Lineage: Eukaryota; Metazoa; Mollusca; Cephalopoda; Sepiida; Sepiidae
Source: the annotation of a GenBank genome assembly
AUGGGUUGGGAAAAGCAGAUGGGUAUGGAAUGGACUGGGAACUUUCUCUUUUUUCUUUUCCUAUUCCAUCCUCUUUUUUUUCAUUUCAUCAUAGUUCUUUUUUUCAAAUUUGUAUUUAAUCUGAAGCUAUCUUCUUCUUUUUUUCCCCUUUUUUCUUUCAUCUUAAUUCUUCUUCGCAACAUUCCGUCUUAUCUGAAACCAUUUUCUUUCUUUCUUUUAUUCCCUCUUCUCUCACUAAUUCCAGUUUUCUUUCUUUUGCUUUCAUUCAUUCGUUCCUUCAUUCCUUCCUUCUUUUAUUCAUUAUUUCCUUCCUUCCUUCCUUUCAUUUCUUCCAUUAUUCCUUCCUUUAUUUAUUCUAACCUUUUUCCUUCUUUUAUUCCUUCCUUCUUUCAUCCCUUCCUUCCUUUAUUAAUUAUUUCCUUUCUUCUUUCCUUUAUUCAUUCCUUUCUUUAUUUUCUUCCUGUCUUCCUCCAUUCCUUCAUUCAUUCAUUCUUUCAUUCUUUUCUCCGAUCAUUCCUUCAUUCUUUCAUUCCUUCAUAUUUUUAUUCAUUCAUUCUUUCUUUCCUUCUUUCAUUCAUUUCUUCAUUCCAUUUACUUUCUGAUAAGUUUCUUAUUAAAUCUUCUUCUUUAUUUUUUCUUCUUUCCUACAUUCCUUACAUCUUUCCUUCUUCUUCACCCGACUUUCCUUUUCUUCCUACCCUCUUUUUAUUUCUAUUUUUUCCUUCCUUCUCUGUCUUUUUCCUUACCAUUUCCUCUUUUAUUUCCCUUCUUUAUUUAUUCUUAAGUCUUAGAUGUUUACUUUUUCUUCCGACUUGCAGUCUUUCUUUCCCUUUCUACCGUCUUCUUUUCUUCUUUUUUUUCUUUUUGAAUUCUUCUUUGUCUCCUUCCCUCUCUUUCUUACUUUUUUCUUUUUACUUUUGCCCGUUAAUUCCUUCCUUUCCUCCUCUUUUUAUAUUUUCUUUUUUUUUACUCUUCUUUCCUGUUUUGUUUUUCAUUAUUUCUAUUGAUUUUUCUUCUAAUCUAAAAGUUUUUUUUCUCUCUUUAUCGCUUAGUUUUCUUUUAUAUCCUUUUUUUUUUCUCCAGUCUCUUGCUCAUCAUGUUUCUUUAUAUUUAUUCUUGUGUUUGUUUUUCUUCUGGUUCCGAUGA